GGUACUUAGAGAGAGGGGGGGCACCUUCCUGCUUCGCUCCUCCCACUUAGCCCCAGAGACUCUUCCCUCCUUAGACACAAAUAGUCCCCCCUCCCCCCGUAGCUCUUAGUUCCUUGAGAGAAAGGGGGACCACCGUAGGUGUUUGCAAGAGGUGUCCCAUUCCGUCUUGGUUCCUGGCCAGGUCGGUUGUCAUGGCAACCCUUUCCAACCUGGCGCCCCCACCCCUUCUCCAAUCGCUCCUCCUCUCCCCCUUUGUGUCUUGUGGAGCCCCAAACCGAUCCUGUCUUGGUACCAAGAAGAGGUUGCUAAGCACAACAGCUGGGCUGGGCUGUCACUGCCCUCCUGGAGCUCCCCCAGCCUGCCACCUAGGAGGACGCCAGAGCCCCGGCUGCCGGCCCCAUGCGGCUCCCGCGCUACUGGGCUGUGAUGGCCGCCGCCAUCACCCUGAACCUCCUGGUCUUCUUCUACGUCUCCUGGCUGCAGCACCAGCCCCGGAACCCCCGGGCCCGUGCCCCCCGCCGUGCAGCUGCCGCCGGCCCCCGGGUCACCGUGCUGGUGCGGGAGUUUGAAGCGUUUGACAACGCGGUGCCCGAGCUGGUGGACUCCUUCCUCCAGCUGGACCCGGCCCAGCCCGUGGUGGUGGCGGCCGACACGCUGCCCUACCCGCCGCUGGCCCUGCCGCGCCUCCCCAACGUCCGCCUGGCGCUGUUGCAGCCGGCGCUGGACCGGCCCGCCGCCGCCUCGCGCCCCGAGACCUACGUGGCCACCGAGUUCGUCGCCCUGGUCCCGGACGGGACGCGAGUCGAGGCGCCGGGACACCUGGAGCGCAUGGUGGAGGCGCUCCGGGCCGGCAGCGCCCGCCUGGUAGCCGCCCCGGUGGCCACGGCCAACCCGGCCCGCUGCCUGGCCCUGAACGUCAGCCUGCGGGAGUGGACGGCCCGCUACGGCCCGGCCCCGGCGGCGCCCCGCUGCGACGCGCUGGACGGGGACGCCGUGGUGCUGCUGCGCACGCGCGACCUCUUCAACCUGUCGGCCCCGCUGGCGCGGCCGCUGAGCACGGGCCUCUUCCUGCAGACGGCGCUGCGCGGCUGGCCGGUGCGGCUGCUGGACCUGCCCUUCGCCGCGGCCCGCCAGCCCCCGCUGGCCACGGCGCACGCGCGCUGGAAGGCGGAGCGCGAGGGGCGCGCGCGGCGGGCGGCGCUGCUGCGCGCGCUGGGCAUCCGGCUGCUGGGCUGGGAGGGCGGGCGGCUCGAGUGGUUCGGCUGCAGCAAAGAGAGCGCGCGCUGCUUCGGGACGGUGGUGGGCGACACGCCCUCCUACCUGUACGAGCGCCGCUGGACGCCGCCCUGCUGCCUGCGCGCGUUGCGCGAGACGGCGCGCCACGUGGUGGGCGUGCUGGAGGCGGCGGGCGUGCGCUAUUGGCUGGAGGGCGGCUCGCUGCUGGGCGCCGCGCGCCACGGCGACAUCAUCCCCUGGGACUACGACGUGGACCUGGGCAUCUACCUGGAGGACGUGGGCAACUGCGAGCAGCUGCGCGGCGCCGAGGCGGGCUCGGUGGUGGACGAGCGCGGCUUCGUGUGGGAGAAGGCGGUGGAGGGCGACUUCUUCCGCGUGCAGUACAGCGAGAGCAACCACCUGCACGUGGACCUGUGGCCCUUCUACCCGCGCCACGGCGUCAUGACCAAGGACACCUGGCUGGACCACCGGCAGGACGUCGAGUUCCCCGAGCACUUCCUGCAGCCGCUCGUGCCGCUGCCCUUCGCCGGCUUCGUGGCGCAGGCCCCCAACAACUACCGCCGCUUCCUGGAGCUCAAGUUCGGCCCUGGGGUCAUCGAGAACCCCGAGUACCCCAAUCCCGCGCUCCUGAGUCUGGCCGGUGGCUGAAACCGCCCCUGGAGGUGGGGGGGUGUCCGUGCCGACGGGGAGAAAUGGGGUGCAUCAAGUGCUGAGGGCCCUGGGUGGGCAGAACCGGCCCCUCCUGGGUCCCGGUGCAGACCUCCGACUUCCGAUCCAGGGUUAGGGGGGCCUGCGGCGGUAGCCCUUUGCCUCAGUUUCCCCCCCGGGGUUUUCGGCGCUCCUGCUUGUGAGACCCGCCCACUAGAGGGCGCCGUGGCCUGAUGGACCCCUCACUCCUUCCCCGGAAGUGAUCGCUGCUACUCUGACCCUUCCCCCCCCCACCCUUUUCAGGGACUGAGGCCACAGUGGCCAAUUCCCUCGCCCCAGCUCCUCACGUCCCUAUCCAGCUGCCAGGUGGGGAGCUGAAGGCAGGACUGCAGGCUCCAGAGCCCGUACUUCCUCUCUAUAGCCACCUCCAUAAAUGGUACACAGGGGAGGGGGACUUUGGGGAACCCCCAUUUGUCUUGAUCAAGCAUCUAAGAGUGAGCUCCCAACAUAUCAUGUCUGUAUUUAUUUCUAAAUUAUGUGCAAGUGUUAAUACAGUCUGUAUGUUACUAAUAAGGCUUAAAUAAUUCCACUUUAAAAUUAAAAAUGUAGCUGGGUGA
Molecule: messenger RNA, 2501 nt
Organism: Dipodomys spectabilis (banner-tailed kangaroo rat)
Lineage: Eukaryota; Metazoa; Chordata; Mammalia; Rodentia; Heteromyidae
Gene: Fkrp
Product: fukutin related protein
Exons: 3
Coding region: 400-1884 (494 amino acids)
Biological process (GO): protein O-linked glycosylation via mannose
Cellular component (GO): Golgi apparatus
Source: RefSeq, a predicted model, not a curated record